Molecule: messenger RNA, 1548 nt
Organism: Xenopus laevis (African clawed frog)
Lineage: Eukaryota; Metazoa; Chordata; Amphibia; Anura; Pipidae
Product: pancreatic triacylglycerol lipase-like
Exons: 9
Coding region: 312-1520 (402 amino acids)
Source: RefSeq, a predicted model, not a curated record
GUAAGUAUAAUAAGGUAAUUGGAUAGGGGGUAGGUAUAGUAAGGUAUUUGGAUGGAGUGUAGGUAUAGUUAGUUAGUUGGCUGGGGUGUAGGUAUAAUAGGGUAAUUGGAAAGGGGGUAGGUAUAGUAAGGUAGGUGGAUGGAGUGUAGGUAUAGUAAGGUAGUUGGCCCGGUGUAGGUAUAGUAAGCUAGUUGGCUGGGGUGUAGGUAUAAUAGCGUAGUUGGAUAGGGGGUAGGUAUAGUAAGGUAGUUGGCUGGGGUGUAGGAAUAAUAAGGUAAUUGGAUAGGGGGUAGGUAUAGUAAGGUAGUUGGAUGGGGUGUAGGUAUAAUAAAGUAGUUGGAUGGGUUGUAGCUAUAAUAAGGUCGUUAGUUGGGUGUAGGUAUAGUAAGACAAGAUGUGUUAGUGCCGUUACAGACAUCAUCAUAAAAUUGGUCAUUUUACAGAAGGGUUGGCAAAUCAUUUCUUUUUUUCUCCAGAUGAGUCUGAUCUGGACAUUAACCCUGUGUUUCCUUGCUGCUGUACAAGGGGCACAGGUUUGCUAUGACCGAAUCGGGUGCUUCGCUGAUACCAGUCCAUACGCGGGCACUGUACAAAGGCCAAUCACUAAAUUACCAUGGGCUCCAGAGAAGAUUAAUGUGCAGUUCAUGCUUUACACCCGGUCCAACCAGAACACCUACCAGACCAUCAGUGCCAUAACCCCCUCUACCAUCUCAUCGUCAAACUUCCGCACCAGCAGGAAAACCCGAUUUGUUAUCCAUGGAUUUAUUAGCAGCGGGACAAACUCCUGGGUCACUAAUAUGUGCAAGAAACUGUUGGCAACCGAGGACGUGAACUGCAUUGCCGUCGACUGGAGCGGUGGUUCCCGUACCCUGUACUCUCAAGCCUCCAAUAACGUGCGGGUCGUGGGCGCAGAAGUGGCUUAUUUUGUAAAGAUCCUUCAGAGUAACUUUGCCUAUUCCCCGGCCAAUGUGCAUCUGAUCGGACACAGUCUGGGAGCUCAUGCGGCUGGAGAGGCAGGGAAGAGACAGAGAGGCAUCGCAAGAAUCUCUGGCCUGGACCCAGCCGAGCCUUACUUCCAGAACACUCCUGCAGAAGUCAGACUGGAUACAACAGAUGCGACUCUGGUUGAUGUUAUUCACACCGAUGCUGGUCCUUUGGUUCCGAGUCUUGGGUUUGGGAUGAGCCAAGUGAUUGGCCACCUGGACUUCUUCCCCAAUGGAGGAGUUCACAUGCCGGGAUGCCCCCAGAAUAUUGAGAUCCCAAAUGUCAACGUGGAAGAUAUCUGGAACGGAGUUGUUAAUUUUAUUACGUGUAACCAUGAGCAUGCGGUCAAGUACUACACCGACAGUAUCGGCAACACCAGCACAUUCGUCAGCUACCCCUGCACUAACUGGGACACCUAUCAGGCGGCUCGCUGCAAAACCUGUCCCAGUGCCGGAUGCCCAAAGAUGGGUCAUUAUGCAGACACAUACCGUGGCGUCACCUCUUCCAGCCAAGUCUUUUAUCUCACCACCCCUUAAUCCAACAUGGCACCUCCAACAGCCAGUC